Molecule: messenger RNA, 873 nt
Organism: Danaus plexippus (monarch butterfly)
Lineage: Eukaryota; Metazoa; Arthropoda; Insecta; Lepidoptera; Nymphalidae
Gene: Osi22
Exons: 2
Coding region: 60-533 (157 amino acids)
Source: RefSeq, a predicted model, not a curated record
UCAGGAUUACAGCAAAGAGAGGGGCGAGAAUUGACUACACUAACGUCCCGACCGUCGCAAUGACUGCACUAACCGCGCUGUUAUUGUCAGUAGUUUUUAUAAGUUCCUCAAUAACUUUGAUACAAUGUUCGUCUUCGAGAAACGACGAGAAUCACACAAUCAAACUCCACGACGCUGUCGACCUGAAGAUACCUAAAAAUAGCACGGAAAAAAUUAUUUCUCUUGAAAUAAACAUGAAUAAAAAUGAAGAGACAGGUCGAGGCAAUAACAAGAAAUUGAUGCAGAGGAUUCUGCCGAUGUUUAUAUUACCAUUUGUCAUGCAGUCAGCAAUCGUCCCUCUGUUCCUGGGUCUUCUGAAAUUCAUGUUAUUUAAAUCACUGAUGAUUGGAAAAUUGGCUUUAGUACUCAUCAUUAUAAAUGCAUUCAAAAAUAGCAAUUCAUUUAAAGGCAGACAGGACGAAGCCAUAGCCAACAUUCAUUACGGUUUCCAUGGAAACGGAAACGAGGAAUACGGUUCAUAUUUCAAUCGUUAAUACGUCAUGUCUUUAUUUUACCUAAUAAUAAUAAACAAUAAAGUUCAUUUUAGUUCAUGAACCAAAGAUUGUUCAUCUAAACAGAGUAUAACUUCCAAGGAAAUGACAAUAAAUAGAUCAAGAGAUCUAUUGCUUUGCAACUAAAUAAUGCAACUAGCUAGAUUAUAAUGAAAAUAUUUUUCCAUUGCUUUAUUUAUUUAAUUUAAAAUAUGUUUUGUAGGUUGUUGGAUUGUUCAUAGAAGCUUUAUAUAGUAAAUUAUUAAGAACGCUUGUUUCUUUAAUCAUAAUGUUAUAUUAAUGUAAAUAUCUUGUUAAUUAAAUAUUUAAUUUUAAUAUAAGA